UUGGGUGGAGGGAGACGGACCCAGUGUCAUGGAGGCAGGUCUGCUUGCUGGCUGUCCGUCGACCUGCUCCCUCGCGUUACCUGACAGCGCUCGCCAGUGUUUCCAAAGCCGCGUCCACCGAUGGGUCGGCUCGCGAUUCGCUCCUGAGCUCGUCAAGCUCGCCACGCUCGAAUGCCAUCGCGUAGUCGCCGUCGUCGUCGUCGCCGACCCCUCUCGAUACCUGCUCUACGGGACCGUCUGUACGUCGGACCAUCCUCCUCUUCGUUGUCCUCUUCGUCGUCCUCUUCGUCGUCCUCUUCGUCGUCCUCUUCGUCGUCCUCCUCGACAUCGUCGGCAGGUCGGAAACGGAAGCUGCGUGUGUCGCGAGUACACGCUCGCGAAGGGAGACGGGUGAACGGCGGAGGAUAUAGAGGGCAAUAGAGAGAGACGGGAGAGGGUACAGAGAGAGGUACCGAGCGGAGAGAGAGGGAGGAAAGUGACACGUUGCGAUACGAUCGAUCCAACGACCAAGUUGUACGUGCGUUUUAAACGAACACGCUCCGAAAACACGGUCCGCGCAAUGUGCUCGUGACAAGAGUAGCCUGUUCCUCGAAUCGCUCGUUGCUCACCGAUACGCCAGCCUUCAGCCGAACAUUCAUCCGUUGAUCGGCCAAGGAAACCCGAAGAAGAAGAAGAACACGACCAAGAAGAAGAAGAAGAAGAAGAAGAAGAAGAAGAAGAAGAGGAAGAGGAAGAGGAAGGCGAGAGACAGUGAAACGUAGACCGGACUAGCGAGAGACCGAGGAGGAAACGGAUAAAACGUGGGCGUUGAGUGAUUGUUGUCGGUGCUAGUUUCCAUUGGGAGUCAUGAGAGAUACCACGGAUAUGAUGGAGGACUCCUUGUCCGAGGACACGAUGAUGGACUGCGCAGGCCUGGAAGACCUCGUGGAUCUCUCCAGCGACGUCGCAGAUUCAUCCCCUACGAUUCGAGAUGCCGCGGAGAGGUUACUGACGUUGUUGGGCGUGGACGAGGAGAACGAGGACCUGGUGUCCUCCUCCGAGGACGAGGGCGUGGAGCUGGACGUGGACGAGCUGGAGGACGAGGAGGAGGAACAGGAGAACACCAGGCUGCUGCAUCAGCUGGCCGCCUCUCUGGCCAAGGAGCUGAAGCAGUCGCAGCAGAGGCAGAGCUCGAGUAGAACGAUGACGAGAGAUCCGUUCGACAUGGAUCGGAUGGAGCUGAUAGGGACGAGUUACCUGGAACACAGUUGCCUUCAGCAGCAAAAUCCGAAAGGGACGAGCUGUUAUCGCGACAGCGGGUCCGAUAAGUGCCAGAGACAGGAGGCGUCCCGUUCGUUCGGCAAGCAACGCACGAUUUCCGAGUCGUAUCAGUGUCUGGACGGUCGUCUGAGGAUGGACCAGGAGCCAGAGGAUGGCGGCAGCAGCGUCGAACAGGUUCCAGCGUCCUGGAACGCCGGCUGGGACGCCUGCGCCACGGAAGCCCUGAGAUAUCUCGUGGAGGACGAAGGACUGCCGCCUCAUCAUCCCACGGUCCUGGCCAUGAAGGACCAUCUGGAGCUGCAGAGGGAACGGACCUUCGCUCGGUACACCACGUAAACGAGUCGCUCCGAUUUUAUCGGACCAGCUACUUUUUUUUCCCCAACGGAAGCCUGGUUGGCUUUCACCGAUAGCGAUGCUUCUCGCGAGCGAGAGCAAUCGGAUGGGAACGAGAGGGUGUUUCCUGUUCGCUCUCAGGGGUUCACGAGCGAAUCUCGAAGCGGUGGUACGAGUGUCGCGAACCGAGAGGUCUCGAGGAAGUCUUGGGCCACUCUUUGCGACGUCCUCGUAGUUUUCAGGCAAGGCGUGCAACCAUUCACGAACGGAGUAAUUGCUGGGAAUAUCGGCUCUUCGAGGAUUCCGAAUGGGCGAUGAAUCGUUCACCUCUGACAUUGCACUCUCGGGAAUCCACGAAUGGCUCCUGGUUCCUUCGAAACCCGCGUUCGCUUUCCGAUCGCCUGCGCCUUUCGCGAUCUUCCCGCCGUGCAGAGAUCCCUCGAGAGACGAGACGCGGGAAAUCCCUGGAAAUCUCUUGCCAUUCGGAUUAAAAUGCAUUCACCGUGUGUUUGUAAAGUAAAACGACGCGCUUUCGUGCUCGCCAAGUGGAUUCCAACUUCUCCGUAGAUCUUCCGGAGGAUGUGGCUGUGGCUUCGUUCCGGGCGAGUCUUUUCAGCGCGAGUUUCCUCGCCGAGCAAUUACCGUGAGAACGUCGCGCGACUCGCUUCCUCGUCGUUCCGUUUCGUCGUCGCGCGUCCGAAGCGAACGUCCGAUCCUCUUCGCGCGCGUUUGUCCAUCAUCGCGACGAACGAAGAUCUCCAUCGGCUCCGCGAAGAGCGGAGAUUGGCUUUCGAUCGGAUCCCAAGACGGCGAAACGAUUGCAUUUUUUACUAGCUAUUGUACAGUCACCGAUACUUUCCGUUUCUGGCUGGGAGAAAAGGAGGUGAAACAAAAUUGAUCGCGGAUCUAUCGAUCCGCGUGGUUCUUCAGGUUCCUACAUUGAUGAUACGCGGCAAAGGGAGGACGAACUUAACAUCCAAUGGCGCGUACAGAUUCACGUGUUUGCGUUCCAUCACCAAAUUAGCAUGCUCGUUUCUCCUUUAUUUUCCGCAAAUAGACGAGCCGAUUUUUCUUAUUUUUUUAUCUCUCCUUUUUCGUAGUAGCACGAUUUUGUACUCGUUUUCAUGUAUCGUCGUUAGUACUAUUGUAAUCGUACCUUUUCUUUUUUUUUUUUUUGCUACUCA
This is a messenger RNA of Eufriesea mexicana, 2777 nucleotides long. RefSeq lists its product as uncharacterized. The transcript is spliced from 3 exons. Lineage: Eukaryota; Metazoa; Arthropoda; Insecta; Hymenoptera; Apidae. The coding region runs from base 847 to 1596 and encodes 249 amino acids. The record is from RefSeq and is a predicted model, not a curated record.